Molecule: messenger RNA, 1006 nt
Organism: Rubroshorea leprosula
Lineage: Eukaryota; Viridiplantae; Streptophyta; Magnoliopsida; Malvales; Dipterocarpaceae
Source: the annotation of a GenBank genome assembly
UUUCGUGUUUUCAUUCUGUUUCUGCAAUACCAAAAACAUCUACACAACUUGACUUCUUCUCCUACUACAUUGCAUUCGCUGCAAUUGACUCUCUCAAUUCAAACCCAUUUCCAAAACUCAACUCUCUGUCUUAAAACCUCCCUAUUCUCCCUUCUUCUUCCCCUUCAGACAAGACUUUCCUCUGUUCCAUUACUCUGUUUUGCUCUGUUUCUGUUUAAGGAUUUGGUUUUGCUUCUUAGGACAUUAGAGAGAGUUUGUCUUAGGAAACAAAAUAUGGGUUUUGUCUUCUCAACGGUCAAGAUGGUUUCUGUUCUGGUUUUCAGUCUUGUGGCUUUGAAUUGCCUCGUUGGGUUUGGAUCAUAUGCACAACUGUUGCCGGAAGCCGAAGAAUUUGAUAGAAAUGAGAAGAAAGUUUAUGACUUCCGUUAAGUGUUUUUUCAUUGCACGAACAAUCUAAAUUCUUGGUGUAUCUACUUCUUUAACAUUUUCCUUUUGUUUGUAAUGGUUGGUUUUUUGAAAUUCUUUGUUUGGUUGCUUUGAAUCUCCAGGAAGAAAGUUUGAUUCUAAAAUCUUAACCAAUUCUUUUCUCUGUUCAAGUUGAUGAGCGUUUUAGAAUUCUCUUGCUUGAUCUUGAUAAGCUAAGUUUAACUUUGUUUGGUUGAUGAGAAACUGUGGGAAACGUCAAGAUACAAAAUUCCUGGGUCUACGUAAGUACGGUGCUUUGAAAACUAUUGAAAUGAAGGGUUCUUUUCUCAGCACAAGAAAGGAUUUCUUUUCUCAUUUUUUUUUUUCUAGGCAACCAAACAGGGGAUUAGCACAGUUACUUCUUUUAGAAAUUUAAAUUGCUUACUUCAAGGACAUUUUUUCUUUUUCUUUUUUUGCAUAAUAAGUAUCCUUGGAUCUUGAUUCCCCUUCUCAAUUCUUAUGCUAUUUUCACAAUUCCUGACUGCUUGUUGCAAUAUCACUUUCAUGGGUUUCAUUUUCUUAAUAAAUCAGUAAUUGUCAC